GGUAACCUUGAAGAAACUUUAGCGAGCAUCAAACUUAGCAAAGAUAUCAUGCCAAAAGAGGCAGACAAAAUAAAUCAUGGACCAACAUUAGUGAUUCAUGGUGAGGCACUUUUAGCCGGGCAUGAGAUAUUGAAAAAAGGGGGAAGUUCCAUUGAUGCCGUUGAGGCAUCCGUCAGAGUUAUGGAGGAUUGCCCAUUUUUCAAUGCCGGUAAAGGAUCAGUAUUUACUAUAGGCGGCAAGAAUGAACUAGAGGCGUCAAUUAUGCUUGGAAUUGACUCCCACACAGCUGGUGCAUGUACAUUACUGAGUACAGUCAAAAACCCAAUAACUCUAGCCAAAACUCUACUUCAAGACCCUGAGAAUCCACAUGUAUUCCUUGGAGGAAUUGAGGCAGAAAAAUACGCGAAAUCAAAAGGAUUAGAAAUGGUAGAUCCGGGUUAUUUUUGGACAAAGAUGAGAUGGAAGCAACAUUUAGAUGGAUUAGAAGAGAAGAAACCUGAGAACUUGAGAAUGCUAAAUGAUCUCGAUGCUGGUGAUUCACGUGAUGCAGCUGAUCCAAAUCCGAUGGGAACAGUUGGAGCUGUUGCGAUUGAUAUAAAUGGGAUCAUUUCGACGGCCACAUCUACAGGUGGAUUUAAUAAUAAAAAAGAUGGUCGUAUCGGUGAUACACCGUUAAUAGCGUGUGGAACUUGGGCUGAUAAUGAAACAUGUGGUGUCAGUGGUACUGGAAAUGGCGAGUUUUUCAUUCGUUAUAGUGUUGCUUAUGAUGUGGCAGCGCGAAUGAAAUAUCUUGAAGAAAGUGUGCAAGAUGCGGCUUCGUACGUUAUUAACCAUUUAGAAAAAGUUGGUGGCAUUGGCGGACUCAUCGCAUUGGACAAAUAUGGAAAUUUUGCUAUGCCUUUCAAUACCGAUGGAAUGUUCAGAGGAUAUAUUCGCGUUUCUGAAGCUGUUCCGUAUGCUUAUAUAUUCAAUGAUGAAUGA
Dentiscutata erythropus is the source of this 981-nucleotide messenger RNA. NCBI's taxonomy places the organism in Eukaryota, Fungi, Glomeromycota, Glomeromycetes, Diversisporales, Gigasporaceae. The record is from the annotation of a GenBank genome assembly.